AUGGACCCGGAGGUUCAGAAGCAUUACUAUAGUAAAUGCCCCGAUCUCAAAAUUGAGCUUCACCAUGAUGGGAGGAUAGUGGACAUAGUAUACGGCACAUCCGCGGCCAUUCGGAAUGCCUCUGAUGUGUUCAACCGUAUGCUGGACCCUGAUAAUGGCUUCUGCGCCCUACCAGUAGACACAGACCUCGGAAGACAGCUGCGAGUCCUCUCCUUACCAGAUGACCAAGCAGAGGCAAUGCUCAUAAUCCUCAAAAUUAUCCACUACGAAACGAAGUCAAUAUCCAAAACACUUUCUUACCAACUACUGGUUGAGCUUGCAGUGGUUUGCGACAAGUACGAUUGCGCUAGAAUCGUUCAUCCGUGGCCGGAUACCUGGAUUCCCAACCUGAUCAACGCGAGGGAUCAUGAUCUUUCAAAAGUCGGGCAGGAGGACUGGCUCCUAAUAGGACAUAUCUUCCCAACCGUUAGAGGUAUUGCAAAAUUGGUACGCGAACUGUCAGUACAGCUUGCAAAAGAGUGCUAUAAUUGGAGUCCAGACCACUCAGAGUUUCGACGGUACCCCCGGUCAAGUUCAGACUGCUUUUCGGAUGAAAUACAUGGGCAUACUGUGAAACUCAGAUUUACUCCUGAUCGGAUAGUUAACUAUAUUGUGGAAGAGAGCGAACGUGGGAAAAAGUUGGCUGUGGAAAAGAUCCGAAACUUUUGUGCUGGAUUGGACGUUAUCAGCCAAGGCCAAGGCCAAGGCGAUGCUAAUACACCGCCAUGCAGUGACUACGCGUGCCUCGAAUUGGCCACCGGCUCUGUCGUUCGUUCGAUAAAACGACUCGGACUUACUAUCCACCAGAUUUCCAGUACAGCGGGCUUUGACAAAUUUCCUCUUUGGAUAGUUUGUAGACAACUGAAAGCAAUUGCGACCAGCUGCAAAACAAUUAUUCCCUGGACUGUUACAACAUACCCUGUGUUCGUCUUAAGGAAAGGCUUUUUUGACUAUGGAACAUAUAAACUUAGCGGUGGUGGGAAUAUGGAGCAUAUUCAAGCUGGAAUACUAGUAAAUCCGACGGCUGCUGGCUCUCCACCACCCAGUGAUUUACUAAUGGGAUCUUCAAAACAGGAACGAUGCACAAUUGCGAAGAAAGCGCAGGAAAUAGCGGAGAUUGCAGAUGCCGUUGAAAACUCUAUCUCCGGUUAUAUAUUGCAAUUUGAGAUAAUCAAAGACUAA
Orbilia oligospora ATCC 24927 is the source of this 1221-nucleotide messenger RNA. RefSeq lists its product as uncharacterized. NCBI's taxonomy places the organism in Eukaryota, Fungi, Ascomycota, Orbiliomycetes, Orbiliales, Orbiliaceae. Bases 1 to 1221 code for a protein of 406 amino acids. The record is from RefSeq and is a predicted model, not a curated record. The transcript is spliced from 3 exons.